GCUGUGGCUGUGCAUAGGCAGGGCUACGACCAAAUCACUCUAAAACGUCUGUCGCAACAGAAGGCAGGAACACCUCAGCAGCUUUGAAAUACAAUUUAGCGGCGAAUGAAUACCUCUCCCUAUUGUGAAUUCAACUUUGCUAUCUGCCGCCCUCACUACUCUUUUCAUUUGUCCCAAAGACUUCGUCAUAAUGGAUGAUAAUCCUGAUACGACACGCUCAGUCCGAGGGAAAUAAGAACCGCGAUAUCCACCAGUUUAUACCAGACCACAGAGUUAAGCUUACACAAGACGGACAACAACAGGCAGAGGAAGCUGGGGGUAGAUUAAGAUCCCUCCUGAGACCGGACGAUACACUUCAUUUCUACACUUCACCCUACCGCCGCACUCGCGAAACCACUGAAGGUAUUCUGAAGUCACUUACUUCGGACGAACCCAAGCCAAGCCCCUUCCCGCGCCACAAGAUCAGAGUGUAUGAAGAGCCAAGGUUAAGGGAGCAAGACUUUGGAAACUUCCAGCCAUGUUCAGCGGAAAUGGAGAGAAUGUGGCAGGAAAGGGCGGAUUACGGACACUUCUUCUACAGGAUACCAAACGGUGAGAGCGCUGCAGAUGCAUAUGACAGGAUAAGCGGCUUCAACGAGAGUCUAUGGAGGCAAUUUGGAGAGGACGAUUUUCCUAGUGUUUGUGUCCUAGUCACCCAUGGCAUGAUGACGAGGGUAUUUCUCAUGAAAUGGUACCACUGGAGCGUUGAGUACUUUGAAGAUUUACGAAAUGUCAAUCACUGCGAAUUUGUCGUCAUGAAGCAGAAUGCCAACAACGGCAAAUUCAUUCUAGAGAACGAGAUGCGAACUUGGUCUGAUCUGAAGAAACGCGCCGCAGCAGCCAGUAGUAGCACGUCGCCUUCAAAGGGACCACCACUUCCAUUCGGUGAAUCUGCAAGUGUGCCAAUCCGCCAGUGGGGAGGCUGUGUGAAUGGUUGCAACCACGCGCAAAUAAACUACCCACGGAAGAAUCAACCGCGUCGCCAGAAUACUGCCGAUUUGACUCAGGCUGUAGUUUCAGCCUCGAGAAGCCCCGAGAAAGACAAGGAAGCAAGCAUUGCAGAGGAGCCUAGCACCAAAUUGCCCAUUAAAGCAGCCUCCUUAGUACCUAUCAACAAGCCCUCUGUACAGCAUGACACCAUGAAUGAAAACUCUACCACAGAUGCCGAGACUCCUUCACAGACUGAAACAGAUGCAGAUGCCUCAGGCUCUUCAUCUGAUGUCGACGAACGUGCUUCUCCUUCCCCGACACAAAGCAGUCAAUCUCAAGGCCCACGCCAAGGCCAGUCGCAUGCCCUUCUGAAUCCAGCACGAUACUCUAGCGGCAUCAAAUCCGCAAGCUCAAAUGAAGGUUUCUUCUCCGAAGACUCCGACUACUUUCCCAAGCGGCAGAAUACUCAGCGCUCAAUUGCCACAGUCUUCCCGAACGAGAAGCAGAAUGGUCGACAGCGUCCCCCGAGUCGGAGUUCGAGCGCUAAACGACGAACAAGCGUGCGUGAGAAGAAAGAGAAAGCCAAGACCGAGGCUGGCUGGAAGGUUGAGAGCGGCAUGGGCAAGGGGGCAAGGGCGGAUGAGCUGGGCGAUGGAGAUGCAGAGACUGAGACGGCCGAUACAGGGCAAGAAACGACCGAUGCGCUUGAGGAGGCGAAGAUUCAGGAUAGGAAGAGCUUUUCUGAAGUCUAUUAGAUCGGCAUGGUUUCGGAAUCCAACGUUGAUGAGCCCUCAAAGGGUCCAAUU
Messenger RNA from Pseudovirgaria hyperparasitica, 1775 nucleotides. Its product is annotated as phosphoglycerate mutase-like protein. The transcript is spliced from 5 exons. The coding region runs from base 195 to 1724 and encodes 509 amino acids. The record is from RefSeq and is a predicted model, not a curated record. NCBI's taxonomy places the organism in Eukaryota, Fungi, Ascomycota, Dothideomycetes, Acrospermales, Acrospermaceae. Gene Ontology annotation, molecular function: phosphatase activity.